AACCACCUCACCGGAAUGACGAUUCUGUCCUCGGACCGGAAGCACCGGCGCAACACCAAAGCCCCGCUGCUGCCACAAAAGCACGACGAAGACUAUGGCUCCGUCGAGGCCGGUUUCGAGGGGGCGUCUUUUUCAGGCGCCGUGUUCAACCUCUCGACGACGAUCGUCGGUGCCGGGAUCAUGGCCCUCCCGGCGGCGGUCAAGCAAUUGGGCCUGGUUCCGGGCCUGAUUAUGAUCGUCUUGGGCGCGAUGCUAACGGAGUCCUCCAUCGACAUGAUCAUGCGGUUCACCAGAGCUUCCAAGGCCGCCUCGUACUCCGGCCUUGUCGGCGACGCGUUCGGUGGACCCGGCCGGACACUCCUCCAGCUCUGCGUCGUUGUAAACAACUUGGGGAUGCUCGUCGUCUACAUGAUCAUCAUGGGGGAUGUGCUAUCGGGGACGUCGUCGGAAGGAGUCCGCCAUUCGGGGGUGAUAGAAGAAUGGUUCGGACAACGCUGGUGGACGGCCCGGUUCUCGCUGCUGCUUCUUACCUCGCUGUUUGUUUUGGCUCCCCUUAUUUCUUUCAAGCGCGUAGAUUCAUUGAGAUACACAUCAGCGUUGUCCGUUGCUUUGGCUGUUGUAUUUGUCGCAAUAACUGCUGGAGUAGCAAUCUUUAAGUUGAUUGAUGGAAGCAUUGAAUUUCCACGUUUGAUGCCCAAACUGGUUGACCAGGCAUCGUUUUGGAAACUUUUCACCACCAUCCCCAUUCUUGUCACCGCCUAUAUUUGCCAUCAUAACAUUCACCCUAUAGAGAAUGAACUGAGAGACCCUGCGCAGAUGAAGUCAAUAGUGCGAAUGUCACUUGCAUUUUGCUCUACUGUUUAUAUUGCAACCAGCUUCUUUGGUUUCCUUCUCUUUGGGGAUCAUACGAUGGAUGAUGUGCUGGCAAAUUUUGAUGCUGACCUUGGAAUUCCGUAUAGCUCGAUUCUUGAUGAUAUUGUUAGGGUGAGCUAUGGUGUCCACCUGAUGCUCGUUUUCCCCAUUGUGUUUUUCUCCCUCCGCCUAAAUUUGGAUGGCCUUUGCUUUCCCUUUGCCAUUCCUAUCGCAUAUGACAACCGAAGAUUCUACUCAGUAACUGCAGCUCUCAUGGGUUUUAUUUUUCUGGGAGCCAAUUUUGUGCCUAGCAUCUGGGAUGCCUUUCAGUUCACAGGUGCUACAGCUGCCAUCGCCGUUGGUUUCAUAUUUCCAGCUGCCGUAGCCCUUAGGAACACUAGUGGAAUCGCGACAAAGAAAGACAAAUUAGUCUCAUGGGUGAUGAUAUUUUUAGCAGUCUCCUCAAGCACGGCGGCUAUCUCCAGUGACAUUUACAGCAUUUUCAGCCGUGAGAAAGUCGCUAGAAGCUGACACAGCAAAGUUUUACAAUCUUUUCACAUAGAAUUAGAGUUGAUUUUUUUAAUUUUUUUAUAGAAAAAUUCAAGCACCAGCAGCUAAAAACUGUUCUAACGGGAAGCUUCACAAAAGCACUAUUAACGACUGAUGAUUUGUGACUUAAGUCAGUUGUUAUAUUCCGUUAGUGGAUAAUUACAUUAAAUAAUCAUGAUUUGCUGUCAUUAACCAAA
This is a messenger RNA of Pyrus x bretschneideri (Chinese white pear), 1598 nucleotides long. RefSeq names its product amino acid transporter AVT6A. The transcript is spliced from 5 exons. Lineage: Eukaryota; Viridiplantae; Streptophyta; Magnoliopsida; Rosales; Rosaceae. The coding region runs from base 16 to 1383 and encodes 455 amino acids. The record is from RefSeq and is a predicted model, not a curated record. Gene Ontology annotation, molecular function: amino acid transmembrane transporter activity. Gene Ontology annotation, biological process: amino acid transmembrane transport.